UUAAUCAUUGUUAGACUGAAAUACUUGAAGACUGCAACAUCUGACUGAUUGACAGAAAUUAUGGCAGCAACAAGAAAACAGUCAGUUCAAACAAUUGAAGCUGUUGCAAAAACCUCUUCCAGAAGUCCGUUCAGACUGUGACAAAAGGUUAACAGGUCUAAAAUGUAAACAAAAUGUCCAGGAUUAUAAAAGUGAAACAUGGUAAAAGCCUGGGCCAGCUAGAAAGCUAGAGUAAACUACUAUUGUGAACUCUACAAGUCCAGCUGAAGGAAAUGGGAUUUGCACGUUGAAAAACCAAAGAAACAGAAACAAAAGGAGCUCCAGAUGGGAGCCUUUAUCCCUAAUGCACAGGUGGAUCUUGUUUCCAACAGUACAAAAGGGGGUUAUUUACAAUGAAGUCAUUUUUGGGGAGAAAAAAUAUUCUGUCCACCAUGUACAGAGCCUUCUAACUUCUCUGCAGGAAAUCCAAACUAGUUCCAUGAAAUAACUUGAAAACAGUCUGGAUCCCAAAUGAAGGGGAAGUUUCAAACGUUGCAUGACUGGGCUCCAUCCUGCAGUGCUGAUCUGUCAGCUGCUACAUAGGAAGGCUGGAUCCAUGCCUCAAGGAUCCCGAACUGUCAGAAAGGCCAGAGGAGCUGAAGCAGAAUAUAAUUAUAUAAAGACAAAUAAUUGACAGAGCUUCAUCUCUUCUACUCCUGUUACAAAAUGCAGCACCACUCACAUUGUUUGUAAUCUGUUGUCAUUUUCUCGUGUAGAUUGCUGUAACACCAGCCAACAUCAGACAGCUCCAGCUGUUUGAGGACGAACAUCCUGCCUGUACUGUGCUGGCGCUUCACCCUCCACAUGAUCAAACACAGGGUUUGGAACCAAACACGGUCUUUCACCAAAAACGCCAUGUCAGACGCAGACCAACUCCUACCUCUCUGUUUUCACCUUAUAGUCUUAGCUUUAUACUUGCACAAGAAGUGGUGGCCAUUGGACGACGUGCUGCAGACCUCCAGUGAAUCCAGAAGUGGCUUGCAGCCAGUGCAGUCCAUCAUGGAGAGGUUGAUCGUGUUCCUGCUCAGUCAGGUGGUGGAGGGGCCUGGGUCACAUGGAGAGGUGUCGUUCUCCCUGCAUCCACCCACAGAAACCUGCAAAGUGCUGUGGAAGGAUGGACAGGCGGUCGGCUUCUACACCAUCAAGCACAAAGGCAGACUCUGUGACAGCUGGAGCAGCCGCUGCUACCUGCUGCCUGUCCUGGACACUGUGCUGGUGAGGAGAAGAUGCAGGAGGAGAGGCUUCGGCCUUCAGAUCCUGCAUGACUUCUGCUCCUCCUUCUCCUCGGAGGAGUUUCUCGGAGUCAGCUCUCCCUUGUCGUCCGGCAUGGUGGCAGUGAUCAGGAAGUUCCUGCAGCAGCAUGAGGAACAUCGGGUGCGUCUGUAUGAGGUGGAGGCUCCAGGAGGGUGGAAUCAGAGAAGAAACAUCUGGCUCAACAUCCAACUUGGUCGCUACGCGUCUGAGCAGACUAGUCCAGCUGUCCUGACCCCAGUCAGCCCUGUAACUCGAACGCUCCCCUGAUAACGGCCUCUGCUCAGCUCUGUGAUAUGAACCAGGAAGAUAACUCCCCGAGCAGCGAGCUGUAUGGGACAGGAUGUUGC
Messenger RNA from Xiphophorus couchianus (Monterrey platyfish), 1640 nucleotides. It is a transcript of the gene fam169b, whose product is annotated as family with sequence similarity 169 member B. The transcript is spliced from 5 exons. The coding region runs from base 844 to 1560 and encodes 238 amino acids. NCBI's taxonomy places the organism in Eukaryota, Metazoa, Chordata, Actinopteri, Cyprinodontiformes, Poeciliidae. The record is from RefSeq and is a predicted model, not a curated record.